Mus musculus (house mouse) is the source of this 2804-nucleotide messenger RNA. RefSeq names its product dipeptidylpeptidase 3 (gene Dpp3). Gene Ontology annotation, molecular function: metalloexopeptidase activity; zinc ion binding; dipeptidyl-peptidase activity. Lineage: Eukaryota; Metazoa; Chordata; Mammalia; Rodentia; Muridae. Gene Ontology annotation, biological process: proteolysis. Gene Ontology annotation, cellular component: cytosol; cytoplasm. Bases 1023 to 2411 code for a protein of 462 amino acids. The record is from RefSeq and is a predicted model, not a curated record. The transcript is spliced from 18 exons.
UGAGUUUGCGAACGGAGCAGCUGCAGCAGGGCUCAUGGCAGAUACCCAGUACAUCCUGCCCAAUGACAUUGGUGUGUCUAGCCUGGACUGCAGGGAGGCAUUCCGCCUGCUGUCACCCACAGAGCGCCUCUAUGCCCAUCACCUGUCUAGAGCUGCUUGGUAUGGGGGCCUGGCAGUGCUGCUCCAGACAUCCCCUGAAGCCCCCUACAUCUAUGCCCUGCUUAGCCGCCUCUUCCGUGCCCAGGACCCUGACCAGCUGCGCCAACAUGCCCUGGCUGAGGGUCUUACUGAAGAAGAGUACCAGGCAUUCCUGGUCUACGCUGCAGGGGUCUACUCCAACAUGGGCAACUACAAGUCCUUUGGUGACACCAAGUUUGUUCCUAACCUGCCCAAGGACAAGCUGGGACGUGUGAUCCUGGGGAGUAAGGCUGCCCAGCAGCGGCCAGAAGAAGUCAGGGACCUUUGGCAGACCUGUGGGGACCUUAUGUUCUCCCUGGAACCGAGGCUUCGACAUCUUGGGCUGGGGAAGGAGGGAGUCACCACCUAUUUCUCUGGGGAUUGUACCAUGGAAGAUGCUAAGCUGGCCCAGGACUUUCUGGACUCUCAGGUUUGGGAAUUGGCAAUUUGGGACACUAGUUUGAUGGGGCUUCUUGUCUCCACCCCUUCACUACUGCCACCUGCUCUCGGGUCCCAGCCUGAACUCAAAGACAUAUGGGCACCUUAGGUCCUUGAGAAGGACAAGACUUAAAGGAUUCUUUGUGUGAGAGAACCUCAGUGCAUACAACACUCGGCUCUUCAAGGUCGUUGGCCAGGAAGGGAAGUCCCACUAUGAGGUGCGGCUGGCUUCAGUCCUCAACACAGACCCUGCUCUCGACUCUGAAUUGACCUCCAAGCUGAAGAGAUAUGAGUUCCAGGGGAACCAUUUCCAGGUCACCCGGGGGGACUAUGCCCCCAUCCUCCAGAAGGUGGUAGAACACUUGGAGAAAGCUAAGGCUUAUGCAGCCAACAGCCACCAGGAGCAAAUGCUGGCUCAGUACGUGGAGAGCUUCACCCAGGGCUCCAUUGAGGCCCAUAAGAGGGGCUCCCGCUUCUGGAUUCAGGACAAAGGCCCCAUUGUAGAGAGUUACAUUGGCUUCAUUGAGAGCUACCGUGACCCCUUUGGCUCCCGAGGAGAGUUUGAAGGCUUCGUGGCCAUGGUAAACAAAGCCAUGAGUGCCAAGUUCGAGCGGCUGGUCGCGAGUGCUGAGCAGCUGCUGAAGGAGCUGCCCUGGCCUCUUGCCUUCGAGAAGGACAAGUUCCUCACCCCUGACUUCACCUCCCUGGACGUCCUCACCUUUGCUGGCUCUGGCAUUCCUGCGGGCAUCAACAUCCCCAACUACGAUGACCUGAGACAGACAGAAGGCUUUAAGAAUGUAUCGCUGGGGAAUGUGCUGGCUGUGGCCUAUGCCGCAAAGCGGGAGAAGCUCACGUUCUUGGAGGAGGAAGACAAGGACCUGUAUAUCCGCUGGAAGGGGCCGUCCUUUGAUGUGCAGGUGGGGUUACACGAGCUGUUGGGCCAUGGCAGCGGCAAGCUCUUUGUACAGGAUGAGAAAGGUGCUUUCAACUUUGACAAGGAGACUGUGAUCAACCCAGAGACUGGGGAACAGAUCCAGAGCUGGUACCGGAGUGGAGAGACGUGGGAUAGCAAAUUCAGCACCAUUGCCUCCAGCUACGAAGAGUGCCGGGCCGAGAGUGUGGGCCUCUACCUCUGUCUCAACCCCCAAGUGCUGGAGAUCUUUGGCUUUGAGGGAGCUGAUGCAGAAGAUGUAAUCUACGUGAACUGGCUCAACAUGGUUCGGGCUGGCUUGUUGGCUUUGGAGUUCUACACCCCAGAGGCAGCCAACUGGCGACAGGCCCACAUGCAGGCCCGGUUUGUGAUCCUGCGGGUUUUGCUGGAAGCUGGCGAAGGACUCGUUACCGUCACUCCCACCACAGGCUCUGAUGGGCGCCCUGAUGCCCGGGUCCGCCUGGACCGCAGCAAGAUCCGGUCAGUGGGCAGACCUGCCUUGGAGCGGUUCCUGCGGAGACUCCAGGUGCUGAAGUCCACGGGGGACGUGGUCGCGGGGCGGGCCCUGUACGAGGGCUAUGCAGCAGUCACUGACGCACCUCCAGAGUGCUUCCUUACCCUAAGGGAUACGGUACUGCUGCGCAAGGAGUCCCGGAAGCUUAUUGUUCAACCCAACACUCGCCUUGAAGGCUCAGAAGUACAACUUGUGGAGUAUGAGGCCUCAGCCGCUGGUCUCAUCCGCUCCUUCUGUGAGCGGUUUCCCGAGGAUGGGCCCGAGUUGGAGGAGGUUCUUAUCCAGCUGGCUGCAGCAGAUGCCCGAUUCUGGAGGAACCAGGCCCAGGAGGCCCCACCUGGCCAGGCUUGAGAAGAUCUGUGUGGUCUCUCCCCUCUUUGUCAAACCAGGGCUGUCAGUAGCUCUGAGUUGUGUGUGAUUAGGAGUCAGGGGAGGGAGGGGCAGGAGCUUGGACUUUGGUGCUACCUCAGCUGAGGGUGGUGAUGCGAACCCCUUCCAUUUGUCAGCACUUUGCAGUUUACCGUAUGUCCUCAGUUUCUGGAUCUGCACUGCCAUCUAUGGCCGGAGCUCAACAGGGUGCCUAGUCCGGUUUUCCACAUGGGAAGGUGGCAAUUCUGAGAAGUGACUGUUCUAGACCCGGCAGGUGGCAUGUGACAGAGCCAGGGCUCAAAGCAUUCUCACCAAAUCCAGCGCUCUUCGUGUAUUACUUUUAUAGCCAGAAAAAUAAAUAUGACGACCACCAUC